AUGAGCAAAUAUGUGCCAACAGAGGAGGAAUACGUGACAAAUGCGUCUUUGACAUUUGCAUUAGGCCCCAUUGUACUGCCAGCAUUGUAUUUUGUUGGGCCAAAGAUCUCGGAGUCCAUCGUUAAAGAUCCAGAAUACAACGAGUUGUUCAGGCUAAUGAGCACAUGUGGCCGGCUCCUGAAUGAUGUUCAGACAUUCGAGAGGGUGUACGGCGAGGGCAAGCUGAACAGUGUUUCUCUCCUCGUUCUUCAUGGUGGCUGCACAUCCAUAUCAGAGGCUAGAAGGGAGUUACAGAAGCCCAUAGACACAUGCAGGAGAGACCUCCUAAGACUAGUUCUUCGUGAAGAAGGUGCUGUUCCUAGGCCCUGCAAGGAGUUGUUCUGGAAAAUGUGCAAGGUGUGCUACUUCUACUCAGGAACUGAUGGGUUUAGCUCACCAGUGGAGAAGGCUAGACAAGUGGAUGCGGUGAUCAAUGAGCCACUAAAGCUCCAAGGGAGCCAUGCAUCGCUGCCUGUUGUGUGA
Molecule: messenger RNA, 522 nt
Organism: Miscanthus lutarioriparius
Lineage: Eukaryota; Viridiplantae; Streptophyta; Magnoliopsida; Poales; Poaceae
Source: the annotation of a GenBank genome assembly